GUUUUGCUCAGCUCUACUCCACACCCAUCCAAAGGAAGAGUUUAUUUUCAAUAACCUCAGGACUCAAAAGGCAGGAGAACGGGACAAAGAAGAGAUGAACAAGAAGGAGGUGCUGAAGCUAGCGAAGGGGUUUAGAGGGAGGGCGAAGAACUGUAUAAGAAUAGCAAGGGAGAGGGUGGAGAAGGCGCUUCAGUACUCCUAUAGAGACCGCCGCAAUAAGAAGCGCGACAUGCGCUCCCUGUGGAUCCAGCGGAUCAACGCCGGAACCCGCCAGCACGGUGUGAACUAUGGCAAUUUUAUGCAUGGGCUGAUGAAGGAAAAUGUGCAGCUGAACAGGAAGGUUUUAUCUGAGAUCUCUAUGCACGAACCAUAUAGUUUCAAAGCCUUGGUUGAUAUCUCCCGAGCUGCUUUCCCCGGCAAUAAGCCGCCAGCCAUCCCACCUCUCCAAGAAAAGAAGGGUCUUUCACUUCUUGUUUAAUCUUUAUUCUUUAAAGCACCAAUUGUACUUCUCAUUUAGAUGCCCCCCUCCCGGACUUGUGUUUGUUUGCGUUGGCUGAUUAUGGAGGAAAAAAAGUUGAGCCCCA
This is a messenger RNA of Cuscuta epithymum, 584 nucleotides long. Lineage: Eukaryota; Viridiplantae; Streptophyta; Magnoliopsida; Solanales; Convolvulaceae. The record is from the annotation of a GenBank genome assembly.